This is a messenger RNA of Lathyrus oleraceus (garden pea), 3622 nucleotides long. RefSeq lists its product as uncharacterized. The coding region runs from base 1771 to 2907 and encodes 378 amino acids. Lineage: Eukaryota; Viridiplantae; Streptophyta; Magnoliopsida; Fabales; Fabaceae. The record is from RefSeq and is a predicted model, not a curated record. The transcript is spliced from 3 exons.
AACAAGGAUCAAAAUCUUACAAUUUGCUGCCUUGGGAGUCCUGGACCAGUCUGCGAUCGAACAUUGUGACAAUGCCAAUUCGGCAGCAUAUGAGUAUGACAGCCAUGGAAGGGAUGGCCGGCAUGGAUAUCUUUGCAGUGAUAAAACUGGAACUCUAACUGUGACAAAAGUCUUGUUGAGGUUUUUGCAAAAGGAGUGGAUGCUGAAACCGUUGUUUUGAUGAUCGCUCGAGCUUCAAUACUGGAAAAUCAAGAUGCAAUAGACACCGCUAUAGUUGUGACGCUAGCUGAUCCAAAGGAGGCACGUGCUGGUGUACAAGAAGUGCAUUUCCUUCCAUUAAAUCCUACCAAUAAGCGGACAUCAGUGACUUAUACUGAUCAAGAGGUUAAAAUACAUAGAGUGAGCAAAGGUGCACUAGAACAGACCCCAAACCUAGCGCACGAUGAGACCGACUUUGAGCGUAAGAGUUCGAAGCCAGAGCUAUCCUGCAUAAAUGAAGAAAAUACAAGCUUGAAUGAUAAGAUAUUGGGAUUUCCAAAAUAAAUAGAGUGAUAUUUGUCAAAAAACUUCAUCAAUAAAGGUUUCCUCACAUGAUCCUGCAACGUCAUGACAUCAUAUUAGGAUGACGUCACAUGAGCAAACCAUGCUAACUUUGUGAAAUGGUCCAUUCACUAGCCGGCACACCAAGAAACCAAGCCUGCAACAUCCCGUUGCCAAACCUACCAAUUCACAAUGCAAUUGUCAGUUGAACAUGGCACCAAAAUCAGGUUGUAGCAGGAAAUUAUUGCAAUCCUGUACCAGUUACAUUUCCUACCUUUUCACUUGAAUCACCACCAUUUUUCCAAGUGCAAAAGCGAUCUUUACUUCUUUAGCUUCCAUGCUUUCAAAAGGAAUCAAAAGUUGGCUUUGUUGUUUACCUCUUUCCGUUGAAAUUGAAAUCAAUAAUGCAAGAUUGUUGGCGAAGGAAAUCAAGGCGGAGGUCUUCCAUGUGGGACUUGUUGAAUUACUGAGAUUUGAACUGUGAUUGUUGUUGCUCCCAUUCCAGUGGUUUUGAUGCAAUUUGUUUGGUGAAAGCAAUAGCAAAUGUCACAAAAGUCAGUACCUAAAACAAAAAAAUCAAAAGAGAAACUCAACUCAAGUCUUUGAAAACAAGGAGUCAAGAAGUGUUUAAAUUGAGCAUUUCCAAAUACAUCAGUAAAAGUGAGUUUUGCCUAAAGGUAAAAACGGAUUUCCCAUCACGGCAUGUGAGCAUUUACAGCGGUAACAAACUCAUUGGCAAGUUCAAAAAAAUAAUGUUUCAAGGACUACAGACAAAAAUUCACCUGUUACCAACGGUGAUGUUUGGAGAUGGAAAGGAUUGAGGGAGGGACCACCGAGCUUGAAUAAGGACAAAAAAAAACUCCCAGCAUCCUCCGUAUGAAGCCUCCACUACUCUGAAAAACAAACACAGCAGAGAGGUCUGGUAUAAAAAGGGGUUACUAUUCACGAAACCCUAAUAACUUUGGGGAACAGCGAAAAUGGAGAAUCCAUAAAAAUCCAAGAGGUGACGAACCUUAGGAGAGGCAACGAAAUUGAUUCGGGCGAUUCUUGGGAGCUCAAGCAAAGUAGUUGAGGCGUCGAUUCCGAAAGAGGAAGAAGAGAGAGAACCACAUACUUGUCUAUUCACUUCUAAGGCAUACCGACGGUACCAUUAGUUGCUUAGAACUUGCUUUGCUUUGCUAUUUAGCAAUUUGCUUUGAGGUACAUUCCAGAGCUUGUCUACUGAUAGAGAUGACAACAGUCUCAGAGCCGAAGCGGAAGACCUGUUCCUACAGUUUCCAUCGUGAGCCGUUGACUUCACUGAUUGAGUUGGGUAGCUUUGUGACAGAUGAUCGUCUGAAGAGUUUCGUUGGACAAUAUGGAGAUAUCUUGACAGUGCUGAAGACAGUAGUGGAUCCGGUGCCUCUGCAGACACUACUACAGUUCUAUGAUCCAGAGCUCAGAUGCUUCACAUUUCAAGAUUAUCAGCUAGCACCUACUCUCGAGGAGUACUCUAUUCUGAUGAACGUCCCGGUUCAGCAUCAGACUCCCUUCUUGGACGUCCCAAAGGAGGUUGACUUCAGAUUGAUUGCCAGAGCUCUACGAAUGAGUGUCAAGGAAGUUGGUGAGAAUUGGAAGCCCUGUGGGGAAGUAGUGAGUCUGCCAUUGAAGUUUCUGUUGAGAGUAGCCAGAGAUGAAGCAGAAAAGGGAAAUUGGGAAGUUUUUCACGCACAGCUUGCCGCCUCGAUAUAUGGAAUCAUUAUAUUUCCCAGUAUGCCAAAUUUUGUUGAUCAUGCUGCCAUCAGCAUUUUUAUCAGAGGGAAUCCAGUCCCAAACCUUCUAGCUGAUACUUACUAUGCCAUCCACAGUAGGCAUGGUAAGGGUGGAGCCAUCAGGUGCUGCUUACCUCUCCUGUUCAGAUGGUUUAUGUCGCUGCUGCCUGUCAGUGGACCAUUUGUGGAUACCCAGAGCACUCUUAAGUGGACUCAGAGGGUCAUGUCGCUCACCUCCUACAACAUCAGAUGGCAGUCGUACCGGAUGGACGUGAAGGAUGUUAUCAUGAGUUGUGGUGAAUUCCGGAAUGUGCCACUCGUGGGGACCAAGGGUUGCAUCAAUUACAACCCAGUUCUUUCUCUUCGCCAGCUAGGGUUUGUCAUGAGUAGAAGGCCACUUGAAGCUGAGAUAGUUGAGAGUGUGUAUUUUGAGAAGCGUACUGACCCUGUUAGAUUGGAGCAGAUUGGGAGAGCCUGGAAAUUUGUUGAAGCGAAGGAUGGAUCCGUCUUAGGGAAGAAGUUUGCCAUUGCAAUGCCCGAUUACACCGAUUGGGUAAAGAAGAGAGUGGAAACUUUGCUGCUACCCUAUGAUAGGAUGGAGCCGUUGCAGAAGUAACCACCUUUGGUUCUUGCUGAUAGUGUGCCUGCUGAGCACUAUAAGCAAGCCUUGAUGGAGAGUCGUCGUCUGAGAGAGAAAGAGCAAGACGCUCAGAUGGAGUUGUACAAAGCUAAAGCUGAUAAGCUGCACUUGGCCCAUCAACUCAGGGAAGUACAAGGAGAAGAUGCUAGCAGAGCAAGAAGCAAGAAGAGAUCAUAUGAGGAGAUGGAAUCCAUGUUGGAUGCAGAGCAUAGGGAAUGUUUGAGACUACAGAGAGCAGAAGUCAACCAUCAGAAGAAGAUCAGAGACUUGGAGAAACAGCUCAAAGACAAAGACGUCCAGUUGAAGAAAGAGAUGGAGUUGAGACAGAAGUCAGAGGACUAUCUUGGAGGAGAAGUCUUGGAGCUCAGAAGACAGUUGAAAGAGAAGAUCACCCCUCUACCAGAAUGUUCAGAAUGCUCACUGUUGAUAGACCAGUGCCAUUACCUGAAGACUCUCAUUCCGGAAGACUGUCUGUCUUAGACUGUACCUCUGUUUGUAUUUGUUGAGAAUCACCUCCAGGCUUGUUGGAUGGGAUUCAUUUGUUUGUACUCCGUCUUUGGAUCUUUUUAUUGAGAAUCACCUCCAGGCUUGUUGGAUGGGAUUCUUUUCUUUGUACUCUGAGUAUUCGAAUACUUUGUUGACUCGGUUGUAUUGACCUUUUUACCCUUAUGUAUAGAUAAGGUUGUCAGCA